CGUUCUCAUCAUCAUCAUCACAAGCAAUAACAAGCAAGCAAACAACAGCUUCUACCAUACUCUAAUACCACUUCUUCUCUCAACACCUCACUCUCAACCAAACAUCAAAAUGUUCGCUUCCAAGGCCUUUGCCCUCUUCGCCGCUGUCAUCGCCAGCGUUUCCGCUGCUCCAGCUGGCACUCCUACUACUGGAAACGACUUGGUCAGCCGCACAGGAUGGACCGGAGUCACUCACUCCGUGGUUGUUGGACGCGGCGGCCUUCACUUCGAUCCCGAGAACGUUGUAGCUGAGAUUGGCGACACCAUCGAGUGGCACUUCACCGCCGCCAACCACUCCGUUGCUCAAUCCGACUUUGCCCACCCUUGCAAGCCUCUCGCCGACGGCACCAGUUUCUUUGCAGGGUUCUUGUUUCCGACGAAAGAAGGUCAGAACCCGAACGUUUACCAGAUCACCGUUAUCGACAACAACCCCAUCUGGUACUACUGCCCCCAGACCAAGGGCAACCACUGCCAGAUGGGCAUGGUCGGUGUUGUCAACCAGAACUUCGACUCCCAGAACACUCUCUCAAACCAGAAGGUCAUUGCUGCUGGCACUGGUGUUUCCACCGUCGGAACUAUUCAAGGCGGCAAGAACGGAGGCUUCACCCGUGCCAACCCCAACCCCAACAGCGGUUUCUAAGCAGCUUCUAAGCAGCUCCUUUUCUUUUUCUCUCUUAAUACCAUCUUUCCUAGCAUAGCAUUUCCUUUUCGGGCAUGGCGGAGUACAAGUUGGACUCGGAACAUGGCGGGCUUUGGGUAGCGACGAAGAUAUCACGGUGAAUUAUAUAGACAUUAGACUUUCCUUAAUAAAACCUAUACUGGUUCAAAAAU
This is a messenger RNA of Trichoderma atroviride IMI 206040, 870 nucleotides long. RefSeq lists its product as uncharacterized. Lineage: Eukaryota; Fungi; Ascomycota; Sordariomycetes; Hypocreales; Hypocreaceae. The record is from RefSeq and is a predicted model, not a curated record.